AUGCAACAGGCCAUGCCAAUGGUGCCGCCAAGAAACACUGGACUCACAGGUUUGGCGGUGAACAAGGAUGGACACCCGAUUGGAAUAGCGGAAAAUGGCUCCAUGGAUAACGGCCAGAAAACCGCUGCGUCUUCGUCACAUAUCGCCCCCACUGGCGUCCCCGUUAACGUGCCGCUUUCCUUGGCACACACCAACGCUGACACCGGUGGUGGAAACCCGGGACCUGCGCCGUCAGUGGUGAUACAGCCGAGAAAGUCACCAUCUACGAGCGCCGAUACUGCUCUGCCCAUGGGUGCCCAUCAUUCUCAGCUCCAGAACACUGCGAAUUGGGCUGAGGGCAACCCAGCUUCUGCGGUUGGCACUGGUGGUCACAAUGCUCAAAUUCCAACUUCUUUCCCACCUCACACCGCGCUACCGCUGCCGCACCAGGCAGUACCUGCAGGAUCCAUUUCAAUGCCAUCAUAUAUUACCCAAAUGGCACCCCAAAUGCCACCGCAUUUGGCCCAGCAAAUGGCUUCACAACUUAACGCACAGUUCCCAAUGCCAAAUCUCAUAUCCAUGCCCCAAAACGGGUCGCCCUCCUCCCAUUCUAACGAAGGUGAGCACGUCGAUACAGUUGGGCAGCUAAUUGGAAAGUCCGGCAAACCUUUACGCAAUACUAAGCGGGCAGCUCAAAAUCGUAGCGCCCAGAAAGCGUUUCGACAGAGGCGCGAACGUUAUAUCAAGGAUCUUGAGACCAAAGCAAAGGAAUUUGACCGACUGGACGCGCAAGUCGCAGCAUUAUCUCAGGAAAAUGACUCUCUGAAAAGAUACGUUUUGGAUCUAGAGCAACGUUUAGGAAUGAGGCGGGCCCCUUCCUGA
Lachancea nothofagi CBS 11611 is the source of this 861-nucleotide messenger RNA. NCBI's taxonomy places the organism in Eukaryota, Fungi, Ascomycota, Saccharomycetes, Saccharomycetales, Saccharomycetaceae. The record is from the annotation of a GenBank genome assembly.